This is a messenger RNA of Nerophis lumbriciformis (worm pipefish), 2001 nucleotides long. The record is from RefSeq and is a predicted model, not a curated record. NCBI's taxonomy places the organism in Eukaryota, Metazoa, Chordata, Actinopteri, Syngnathiformes, Syngnathidae.
AUGGUAGACUAUGAGGUCACCGUCUACACUGGUGAUCGAAUUAAUGCUACCACCGUGAACCCCGUGCACAUUAAGUUGGUGGGUACAGAUGGCGAGAGUGACCGCACGUGGCUGAAAUCUUUGAUCAUCUUCAGAGGAGCGGUGUCUACUUAUACCGUUUCCUGCCCAAAAUCCCUUGGACAGCUGGUUCUGAUAGAACUAGACAAACGAAGAUUCCUGAUUCUUCCUGGCGAUGCUUGGUUCCCUAACAAGGUAGAGGUCAAAUCACCCGAGAACAACAUCUACACCUUUCCUAUUUACUGCUGGAUCAAUGACGAGGAGACUCAUCGCUUCAGAGAGGGAAAAGCUUUGAGGAUCUUCGAUGAAAGCAACUCUCUCGGUCAGUACUCAAGGGAGCAAGAGCUGAGCCAGCGAAGCGUAGACUAUGGCUGGGAUCUGUAUGCCCCAGGUGUGCCCUACACCAUUAAGGCAGAUGGUCCUUUGAGCUUGCCGGAUAAGGUCCAGUUUUCCUUUACCAAGAGUACUGAGUUUGCAUUCACAGCGACUACAGGGUUGGUUGAGCUUCAGAUAAAGGGACUAGCUGACAACCAGGAAAACUGGGAAAAUCUUGAUGAUAUCAAUGAUGUGUUCCACAACAAAGACACCCCCUUAUCAGAUUACGUCGAGGAACACUGGGAGGAAGAUUGGUUAUUUGCAUACCAAUAUCUAAAUGGCACUCAUCCCACACUGAUUCAACGUUGCAAAACUCUGCCUGAUAACUUCCCUGUGACUGAUGACAUGAUCUCCAUGCCUGAUGGUUCCAACUUGACUCAGGAGUUGAACCAAGGCAACAUAUACCUCUGUAACUACAAGAACCUGGAUGGAAUGACCGCAAACACGGUCCAAGGAGUUCAGCAGUACUUGAUGGCGCCCCUAGUUCUACUUCACAAAAGACCUGAUGACAAGCUGAUGCCUAUAGCAAUUCAGCUGAAGCAGACUCCGGCAGAGGACAACCCAAUUUUUCUCCCAACUGACUCCAAGUACGACUGGCUGACGGCUAAGAUUUUUGUGAGAAGUGCCGAUUUCUCAGAACACCAACUCAAUGCACAUUUGCUGCGCACUCAUCUACUGGCCGAAGUUUUUGCAGUGUCACUGCUACGCAAUCUGCCCAUGGUGCAUCCCUUGCACAAGCUCCUCGUACCCCACACACGCUAUACUCUGCAGAUAAACGAAUUAGCUAGAGAACGGCUAAUUGGACCAACUGGAGUCUUCACGCUGUUUGCAGCCACUGGUGGAGAAACGUUGCUAAAAGUCUUGGCGCGAUCACUGUCCGCAAUCACUUACAGGUCUCUUUGCAUCCCUGAAGACAUAGCUGAUCGUGACAUGCAGGACGUGCCAAACUUCUACUACAGGGAUGAUGGACUCCAACUGUGGAACAUCAUGUUCAAAUUUGUGCAGGGCAUUAUACAGUACUACUACAAAAGUGACAACGAGGUCCAGCGAGACUCAGAGCUGCAGACGUGGGUAGGGGACAUUUUCGAACACGGAUUCCUUUCUCACCCGCAAUCAGGAAUCCCUCAGAGUUUCACCACUGUGCCAGAGCUGAUCAAGUUUGCCACCAUGGUGAUGUUCACUAGCUCAUGCCAGCAUGCAGCUGUAAACAGCGGACAGUACGACUACGGUGGCUGGAUGCCAAACUGCCCCCCCACUUUGCAGCGUCCUCCUCCGACCAAAAAGGGGACAACAAGCGAGGCCACAAUGUUGCAGACAUUGCCACCUAUCAAUGUGACAGCUCAGGGAAUGGCCACAGUGUGGCUGCUAAGCAGGCAGUCCUCAGACUUUGUCCCUCUCGGACAUUACCCAGAAGACCAUUUCUCCGAAGAGAUCCCCUGUAAGCUGCAAAAGGAUUUCAAAGCUGAACUUGAUAUGCUGUCGAAUGCAAUAAACGACAGAAACAAAGACUUGGAAAUCCCUUACACUUACCUGGAUCCAAAGAACGUAGAGAACAGUGUGGCCAUCUAA